CGCUACAGUACACCCACGUUGUCCGACGACUCAGCUUUAAACUACCGGCAUACCACUGACAAUUCAGUGUGCUUCUAACUGUCGACAUUAAAACACUACAACAUAGUCUUACUGAGAAAUAGUCGGCAAGAUGCUUCUAAGUAGUGUUAACCUGAUCAAAAACAGUCACUGCCAUAACAACAACAACCACCAAUUCAGUGAUUUCAUCCUCGGCAAAAUCAAAGAGGAUCAAGAAAAACGGGAAAAGAAGUGUUUGGGCACAGCUCCCUUUGGCUCCAGACCCGGAAAACAGAACAAUGAUGAGAAAGAAGUCCAUGAGAAUGAAUCGAAAAGUCAAAUUACAAACAAUUGCCAACAAACAGAUUCGAACCGGAAGGUGGAGAGUUGUACCGUUACCAUACAAACAAGUGACCGCUAUUAUUUCACACUCCGAACAGAUAGAGACAUGCUUUUCCUAGUCGAUACGGAAACUUCCUGUCAGAACUGUGUGUUCAGGCAACGCCUAUAUAAAGAUACAGAGGAGAGACAACUGGCGGUGUUUGAAACCCUAGCUGACAGUUCAAAAUACAUCAGUGCGGACGGAGAGCGCAAACUGUCGAUUUCGACGUUCGCAACGCAACCCGAUCCAGAAAAUCCGGACGAGAGAUUCUUUGUUAUCUAUAGAAUAGAAAACGGAAGCGUCUUUCUUCAGCCAUUUUCACACAAAGGUUACUACCUUCACCACAUCGACAACUGCCUCACAGUUCGCAAACUAGAAAUCAACUUACGUCCGCCUGAAGAAUAUUUCUUUCAUAUCGUGGAAUCGCAAGUAUCAGCAGUUGUGAUGGCGAGCAUUGCGCAGAAGGAAAAUCUGAAAAACUUAAGAAACGAACUUGUUCCAUCCGAUGGAAGACAGAGACAGAAAAUAUUUACCCGGGAACGACCGGUUCAAAAACCCGGAUUAUUUUUCGGAUGCUUUGGUGUCCGUUCUAAGAAAUCUCCUACGGAUAAAAAGGUGAAAGUCCGACGAUGAAUUGUAUUUCCUUUAUUCGGAGACUGAAAAAAAAAUCUGAGACGUGAUCUCUGUAUCAGAGAAAAAUGUAUCACCCAAAGAUACAUACAGAUUCCCUUCACAAGGGAUGGAGAACUCUGCAACGUGCUGUAACUGCGCACGCUCAGUGAGUUGACAUGCGCAGUGGGAGUCAGAGGACGUUCCAGGGAUGGUUGUGAUUUGAAAACAGAAACUAGGAUGAUUUUUGUGUUCAUUCAGCUAAGGUUUCAGUACCAGCGACAUUCAAUGACAUGUGCAAUAGACAUUCCAUUUUGUUUAUUUAUAAACAUAUCAUUUGUGUAUAACAUGAGAUAAACGAUAAUUUCUGUUUAUCCUGCAUUUGCGCCUCCAGAUGUCCCAGCAGAAGUGAUAUUUUGUAGUUAUAAAUGCAUUUUUGUGUUAUACGUUCAUAUUUUCAUUCGUUUUGUGUUUUGUUAUGAAACCUGCAUAUUAUUUGAGCUGACAGAAGACAAUGUCUUCUUUGAUAACAGUAGAUUUUAGGAUUUUGACCAUUCUAGGAUAAAUAACCUAGAGGGAGAAGUACAUUAUAUUUAUUAGUGGUAGCGUUUGACAAAUCGACAUUAAUAUGUCAGUAUCUUGCCUAUUUCUACUUAGACAAGAGAUGAAUGAGAACGUUGUUCAUUUAUCUUGAAAACAAAGAUAUAGAUAGAUAACUUUUGUAAAGUUGAGACAAUAAAAAUAUUUUAAUUAUAUUUGAUGACUGUGGUAUUCGGCUGAGGUCCGGUCGGUCCUCGAGUUUAAAAUCACAUAGUAAGUUUACAAUCAAGCCAUAUUUUACCUGUAGUAGUUUGUAGUAAUGUAAAUAUAACCAAAUCCAAAAUAAAAGUAAGAUAAAAUAGGUUUAAACAUAAAGGAAAGAAAAAUAUGUGUCUAAUGGACCAUUAACGAUACAGUUGUGUAAUACUACCCUGGUAUACAGGGUGAUGAAGUUUAACACAUACUCUAUCAAGGACUGGUCAGUGUUAUAGUUUGUUUCGUUUGUGAAAUAUGCAAAUCUGUUCAUGGUAGUUACACUGACGAUAUAUCUUUUUACUGACCAUAUCCGAGAAUUAAGAACAGCCAAGUCGUUGAUUAAGCUGGUUACACAUUUUAGAUAAGUUAAGUUUUCGGAUUAACGAAUUCCGGAUUAACAACCUGGCUCGUAAAUUAUCACGGUCCUUAUUUAUUAACUCGUAUUUGUGUCUAUCCAUACUUUCGAACAUAUGUGCAAUUUAAAAUGGAAGAUUUCAACUGAAUUUUUAAUUCAUUAUGAAUCUGAAAUGGUGAAAUCUUGUCAAUUCUUGUGAUUAUUUGUCGCUUUUUUUUAGAUAGAUGCAAAACAAACGAGUAAUUUGUUUUCAUUACAUUUUGUAUCUAAGUGCUUGCUUUAAUUUCUACACUAGUUUCGCCAAAGAUUAUUCUGUUGUGGUAUCCAUAAAAAGUAUUUUGCAACUCUGAUCGACAAUCUGUUAUCCUGUUGGCUAAUUGAAAAUCGAUGAUGUUUGAAUUUCACCCUGACUUUUAACUUUGUUCAAAACUUGCAUGUACAGGUGGGUCAAGGUCAUAUCUUUAUGAAUUUCUUGUAGAAUUUAACAUAAUGCACUAGAAAAUGUCUGAACUAUUGAAACUGUACGUACAUUUUGUAUUUUGUAUUGUUUUAAUCAAUAUCGGAUUUACUUUCAUUAUUUAUUUGUCGGAAAACAGUGUUUUCAUUAAUUUAUUACAUUUGUUCUA
Molecule: messenger RNA, 2764 nt
Organism: Ylistrum balloti
Lineage: Eukaryota; Metazoa; Mollusca; Bivalvia; Pectinida; Pectinidae
Exons: 6
Coding region: 131-1012 (293 amino acids)
Source: RefSeq, a predicted model, not a curated record